Ascochyta rabiei is the source of this 3711-nucleotide messenger RNA. RefSeq lists its product as uncharacterized. The record is from RefSeq and is a predicted model, not a curated record. Gene Ontology annotation, cellular component: membrane; nucleus; cytoplasm. Gene Ontology annotation, biological process: metal ion transport; transmembrane transport. The transcript has a single exon. Gene Ontology annotation, molecular function: protein binding; metal ion transmembrane transporter activity. The coding region runs from base 1 to 3711 and encodes 1236 amino acids. Lineage: Eukaryota; Fungi; Ascomycota; Dothideomycetes; Pleosporales; Didymellaceae.
AUGGGUCGUUCACCUUCCCGCUCCAGUGAUGGCGCUGGGUCCGCUCGCGUAGAACCACUCCUUCUCAAUGCGAUUGAAAAAGAGCGCCAUGGAGAAGUUAUCGCGAUCAUCGAAGAGGCCAAGGCCAAGGCGCAACCCAUCGAGCACCUGCUGCGCAUUGGACUGAUGCGUGCCGUGGAACGAACGGACGUAGAAAUCGCCGAAUACAUGCUGGCAAAUGGAGCGAAGCCUGACGGUGCGCCGGGAGGCAGGAUGUCACCUGUGCUCAAGGCCGUCGAAAGGAACCACCCAAAGCUUGUACAACUGCUGCUCAGGUUCGGCGCAAACGUAGAUGCACAAGACAAGCAAGGGCGCACUGCGCUCAUGACUGCCGCGUGGAAGAACAACUUCCACAUCAUGGACGUACUCCUCAAAGGCGGUGCAGACGUGAACAAGAAGGACAACAACGGCCGACACAUCUUACACAACCUGGCGGCGGACAAGGACUGUAACUGGGGAUCGAACGUGAUUGAGCUACUCCUACACCAGAAUAUCGCACUCGAUGGACCGCAAGGUCAGGAUGAGAGCAAAAGAACCCCCCUUCAUUGGGCUGCAAGCACAGGCAAGCGGGAACUGUGUGAGAUGCUCUUGAGACGAGCGAUGCCACCAAGAUCCAACGUGAACGCCGAAGAAGGGAGGGGGAAAGCGCCCAUCCAUCUCGCAAUUGCACAUGGGCGGGACGAUAUUGUCGAGACGCUUCUAGCACACGGCGCAGAUGUUAUGGCACGGAGCGAUGGCAGUUGGACGCCGCUACACAAUACGUGCGAACAGGGAACCGUUAGAGUGAUCAGAAUCCUUCUGAGUGCUGGAGCCGACGUAAAUGCCCGCCUGUUGAACGGCAUGACGCCUUUACACGUUGCUGCGCAAGCUGGACAUCUGGAGGUUGUCCAAUGCCUUUUGGAACGGAAGGACAUCAAGCGCACUGCGAGAGAUUCCUUUGGCAUCACUCCGUUCCUGCGCGCCGCGCAAAACAAGAGGCGGGAUAUCGUCAACCUGUUAGCCCCUUCGAACAACGUAGAGACGCUCGGUGAAGACGCCCUGGGUGCCUGCAAUGGCUUCGACGCGACCAUUGUCGACUUUGGAAACUUCCACAACGACAACAAAGUCACAAGACGGACGGUAUACGAAGUCCUCUACGGUCGAGAUGCUAUCAACCCAAGAAAACCCGCUGUGACGAUACUGCCAAAGGAGUCCAAGGCUACAAAUUUCCGAUGGAUACACCUUCCCGCGAACAACAUGGCUUGGGUCGAGGCUUUGUUGACAAAGGCGUUUAUUGAAGAAGGUGCCAACGAUGAUGAAGGUUUCAGAGCGCUCGAAAGAUCGUUCACGCACCAACAUCGCGGCCAGCAAGUACACUCACACUUCAUGCGGCCUCUCUGUCAGGGUACCCCACGCGCGCCCAGAAAUCAAGACGAGUCCGAUCUGUCUGACAGCGCAGAACAUGGUCCACCACAGAUAGUUGUCAACAACGGUCUAGGAUUGAGCAUUGAUUCUAUAACGGGUGCGCAAGAGUCGCCGCUACCUCAGUUCCCACGUGUGCCUGUUCGAACAGGCACCGUAAGCACGGACCAAACGGAUUGGACAGCGGGAUCUGCUACUGCUUCAGGCAGCGCCACUGGAAAGGAAGGCAAAGGAAAGCAGAGAGACAAGGCAAAGAAGAUGCAGAAGUGGAAUGGGUCCAAACAGGCCAGCGCACGAUCAGGCGGUAUCGAAACACCUACCAAGCCACCGGACCAUCAGACGAGACGCAAGCAGAGUAUGCCAAUGACAGACAGUGGCCGCCUCCGGUCGCCAGGCAGUCCUGGUAGGAAAGAUCCCACUGCUGUUGCAAAAGGCAAUAUUUUCACUUUCAUGCCCUAUCUGCAUUUUGAGACAGAUAGAAAGAGACAGGAGAUGCAUGAUGCUAUCACACGAGUAAAGGAGCGUAGCAAACAAGAUGCUCACAUUGCGCCCAAACCGCUACGGCGAGCGUCAACCUACGAUGAGAUGCUACUGCGUGCUCAUUUAGCAUCUUCACAAACCUCACUCCACGUUCGUCGAACCUUGGACCAGUUCUUCUACCACAACAUCGACACGCAAUCACGAGAUAGAGAUCAGGUUGUGUUCAGAUAUCAGUGCAAGUCCUCGAACAGCAAGUUUGUUGAUCCAAAAAUCUUCAUGGUCGAUCAGCUCUGGAUGUGGGUAUUGGGCAAGGACCUGAUCGUGACUGCUUUCCCUCAACGAUGGCAGCAGCCUAGAAACGACCCCUUGAAUGUCCUCGACGGUAUCAUCGAGAGGCUCAACAGUAAGACCCAGGAGCCCGUACGCAAUGUGUACGAUUUAGCUAUGGUCAUCACAGGGCGAUGUAGCGGCGUUUUCGAUCGGCACCGCGUGGGUGACGAAGAGUUCCAGUUCUUAGACAUGUUCGAAAGCAGCAUCGGCGAUGCUACAGAGAUGGAAACAAUGCUCUUCAAAGAGUUCAACACUGCCUCGGCUCAAGCGUCAGCCUGGUUACAACAUCACAGACGAGCGAGUCGCUUCUCGCGUCAUCUCGAAGCGGAAGGCAGGCAGCGUGAGCAUCACAACCGCCGCCAUUUGCCACAUCACUCCCAUACACAUGCGCUCGCCGAUCCGCCAAUCAAGGAAGAGCAUUUCGGCUACGACGAUGACUCGUCGCUCGCUAACGCCCCCCUUUUUGUCGACAAGCUUCUGGAUAUCGGCGCUGAGACAGAUCUCUUAGCGGAGACCAAAGACAUUCGCGACGAGCUCAACAUGAUCGCUAAGGUUCUGGAAGAUCAGCGCUCUGUGAUUCCCGAUCUUGAAGUAGCCAUCACCGAUAUCUAUUUUGAGGAACACAAGGCCCAUCGGGACUUGAAACGACGCUUCAAAGAACAGCUCAAGACAGUCGACACUCAUCUGAAAGAUUUGGAGCGGAUGGACAAGCAAGCAGAACGCAUCUACAAGUCCAUUACUGAUCUGCUCGAUCUCAAACAGAAGCAUGCCAACGCGUUUGAAGCCCGCUUUGCACGUGACCAAGCUGCCGGUACUGCUCGUCAAAGUCAGACGAUAAUGGUGUUCACUAUCGUGACUAUAAUAUUCUUGCCACUGAGCUUCAUCGCGGGUUUGUUCACCAUCAACAUCAAAGAGUUUCCACAUCGAGAGGGCGGCGACGAACCGAGUCUGCCAAUGUCUUUCGUAUUCAAAUACAUGUUCGGCAUUGGGUUUGCCAUCUCGAUCCCGUUCAUAGCCAUCGCACUCUCCUUUGACGCUAUUGGAGACUUUUUUCGCGAAGUCAGACGCAGAUGGCGAGACGGGAGGACGAGUACUAUACAUACACAUCACGGCGGGCAGAGCACUGCAGUCAAAGACGAGAAGAUGGGCAUCGAGUAUGCGGUCGACAUGCGUGCUCUUGAGCAAGCACUUAGUGCCGGACGUAGUAGUAUGGUGCAGGCCAACGGGCGACGCAGUAUCGAGAGCUACUUGGGUAAUGGCUGCGGUUACGGCGUUGGAACGACUCUGCGCACCGCUGCGAGUCGCAGUACGGGGGGCAAAGACGCAGUGCACAUCACCACUCACGGAAAUGGUAUGACGACGGUGGGUGGCAGACUGAGUGCGGAUGUUCGACCGAGCCCUGUAGACAGGAUCAGCACAGGCUUCCGGAUGAGGGGCAGUACGGAUAUUGAACGUGGUUAG